Messenger RNA from Pistacia vera, 1176 nucleotides. Its product is annotated as cinnamoyl-CoA reductase 2-like. NCBI's taxonomy places the organism in Eukaryota, Viridiplantae, Streptophyta, Magnoliopsida, Sapindales, Anacardiaceae. Gene Ontology annotation, molecular function: oxidoreductase activity, acting on the CH-OH group of donors, NAD or NADP as acceptor. Bases 77 to 1039 code for a protein of 320 amino acids. The transcript has 6 exons. The record is from RefSeq and is a predicted model, not a curated record.
CUCCUACAUUACUCCUACACAGAUCCAGACAGAAAAAAUAAUCUUCAUAGAGGUAGUAAUAACUGGUGGAGGUUAGAUGGCCUUAGAGAAAGAAAGAGUGUGUGUAACAGGAGCUGGUGGGUUCGUUGGCUCAUGGGUGGUCAAGCUUCUUCUCUCCAAAGACUACUUUGUUCAUGGAACUGUCAGAGAACCCAGGGAUGAGAAGAAUGCUCAUUUGUAUAAACUUGAGAAAGCAUCUGAGAAUCUGAAACUCUUCAAGGCUGAUUUACUGGAUUACAACUCUGUUUAUUCUGCCAUUGUUGGAUGCAGUGGAGUUUUCCAUGUAGCCAGUCCUGUUCCAUCCACCAUUGUAUCGAAUCCUGAGGUGGAGGUAAUCGAACCAGCUGUAAAGGGUACACUCAAUGUGCUGAAAGCAUCUGUUGAGGCGAAAGUUAAGAGAGUUGUUUUUGUGUCUUCUGGAGCUGCUGUUGCCUUCAACCCCAGUUGGCCCAAGGAUCAAGUGAUGGAUGAGACUUGUUGGUCUGAUAAGGAAUAUUGCAGAACAACUAAGAACUGGUAUUCUUUUGCCAAAACGGAAGCGGAAAGUGAAGCUCUGGAGUAUGGAAAAAGACCUGGGCUAAAUGUUGUGAGCAUUUGUCCUACCUUUAUUUUUGGGCCAAUUCUGCAGUCCACAUUGAACGCAAGUAGCAUGAUUCUUGUUAAGCUAUUGAAAGAAGAAGGUUGUGAGUCAGUGGACAACAGGCUGCGGAUGAUAGUGGAUGUGCGUGAUGUAGCUGAAGCCUCAGUUUUAUUAUAUGAGAAGCCUGAAGUAGAAGGGAGAUAUAUAUGCACAGCAUACAGUUGCAGAGGACAAGAACUUGUUGAUAAACUGAAGAGUAUAUAUCCUAACUACAUUUAUCCUACAAACUUUACUGAGGGAGGGGAGGAAAUAGUGCUAACUUCAGCAAAGUUGCAGAAACUGGGUUGGAGUUACCGGCCUUUGGAGGAGACUCUUUUUGACUCAAUAGAGAGCUACAAGAAAGCUGGAAUCUUAGAUUAAGAAAGUAGACAUUUUCAUGUCAUUAUCCAGUUCUGUCUGAUGUAAAUUGCAAUCUGUUAAUAAUUAUGUGAGACGUCUGUGUUUACACAGCACUCACGAUUGCUUUUUCUCUUAAUAAAAUGAGCUAAAUUUCAAGA